Molecule: messenger RNA, 1046 nt
Organism: Spea bombifrons (plains spadefoot toad)
Lineage: Eukaryota; Metazoa; Chordata; Amphibia; Anura; Pelobatidae
Gene: ERP27
Product: endoplasmic reticulum protein 27
Exons: 7
Coding region: 52-864 (270 amino acids)
Biological process (GO): response to endoplasmic reticulum stress; protein folding
Cellular component (GO): endoplasmic reticulum
Source: RefSeq, a predicted model, not a curated record
AGGUUCUUUUUAUGUGUGAGUCACUGCUCAGCUUAGUUUCCAGAAGAUCAGAUGGACAAAAUUAUGGCACCGUCUUCAACCUUUAUCCUGCUUAUGUUUCUUUUGAAGACUUCAUCGGGGGAGCAAGUGGGAAACACUACCAUCACUACUGAAUUUAUCAGAGAGCCCAGAACACUCAAUGACAUCUCUGUUGCUGAAGCAUUUAUUGAUUCUAAUGAGUUUGCCGUGGUUGCUUUUUUUAAGGAUCUAGAGGAACCCGAAGUAGAAUACUUUAAAGCUCUUGUUCGGAAUCAUCCAGAAUGGGAAUUUGGAAUUAGCACCAACGAAGACGUUUUAAAACACUUCAAAAUCGAGAGCAGCUCGGUGUCUCUUUUCCGACAGGUGGACAGUGUUAGAGACGACUUAAUAUUAAAGGAUUACCCAGAGAUUGAUACUGCUAAGCUCUACCGUUUUCUGUCUAUAAACGAGCUGAGAUGGGUGACACCAUACAACGCAGUGACAGCGGUUGGAAUCAUGGGGAGCAAAGUUCAAGUCCAUCUGCUUCUGUUUGUAGAUAAAAAAAUGGAGAAAGAAGAUGAGGUUUUGAAGGAAUUCCAGGAUGCAGCCAAGCAACUAAAAGGGAAGGUCCUGUUUGUGAAAGUGAAUGUUGCUUUGAGGGGUAAUGAGAAAGUUAUGGGUUAUUUUCAACUCAAAACAAGUGACCUUCCCAAAGUUGCAAUUUACAACACUGAAACUGAUGUCAAAAGACUUAUGACAAACAAUGAUUUCACGGCUGAAAACUUGAAAACAUUUUGCCUUGGGUUCUUGUCUGGGGAAAGCAAUGAAGAAGACUCAGAACAAGAUGAUGUAAAAACAGAACUGUAACAUUUAUUAAAAUUGUUCAAUUCCGUACCAUUAAUCCAUUUGGAAAUUUUAAAUAUCUAUCGUGUAUACAGUAUUAAAAUACAUUUUUAUUUUACCUAAAUGUCUCUGCAGUGUUAACUAAUGAUAUAUAAUAUGCAUUGGAUGGUAGUGGGAUUUCCCCUUAAUAAAUUCAUCAUACAGAA